CCGCUGUAUUUUGACAAGCUCGCCGAUGGUGUGGUGAUGCAAAUUUCGGAACCGGGACUGUCCAUGGUGUCAUCAUGCAAUAUAAUCCAUUACCGAACCUCACUUAUCUCGGACACCAUCAUUUCCGCCGUCACGGAUAAGCUUUCAUUUACCAGUGUGAGGCGCCAAGAUCUCGUUGACUGGGCUAUGAGAGACGAAUCAACGUUUUCUCCAGUCCAAGACAAGCCAAGUUUACCGCAAAACUCAAAGCUGGCUAUUGUCGGCAUGGCAUGUCGCCUGCCGGGGGGCGCUGAUACUCCUGAGCGAUUCUGGGAAUUAUUAGUGGACGGCCAUGAUACUCACACUGUCAUCCCCUCGGACAGAUUCGAUCUCGAUGCGCAUUUCGACCCCAAUGGCGAAAGAGAGAACACUGUCGGGACAAAAUUCGGUAAUUUCAUAGCACACCCCGGGCACUUCGAUGCCGGCUUCUUCAAUAUGUCACCACGCGAGGCUGAACAGACAGACCCUAUGCAGCGUCUAGCACUCGUCACUGCCUAUGAGGCGCUCGAGAUGGCCGGCUUCGUGCCCAAUCGGACGCCUUCCUCUCACAUCUCGCGGGUUGGGACCUACUACGGCCAGGCCAGCGACGACUACCGCGAGGUAAACGCAAGCCAGAAGGUUGGCACCUACGGAAUUCCUGGUACUGAGCGGGCCUUCGGCAACGGUCGCAUUAAUUACUUUUUCAAUUUUCAGGGGCCCAGCUUUAACAUCGACACGGCGUGCUCAAGCGGCCUGGCCGCAGUUCAUGCUGCCUGUUCGGCGCUGUGGGCUGGUGAGGCUGACACUGUAGUGGCCGGGGGUCUUAACGUCAUUACGAAUCCAGAUAUCUACUGCAUGCUAAGCAAAGGGCACUUCUUGUCCAAAACCGGCCAGUGUAAGGUGUGGGACGCUGGAGCCGAUGGCUACUGCCGGGGAGACGGCGUUGGUUCUGUAGUAAUAAAACGACUCGAAGACGCCUUAACGGACAACGACACAGUCUUGGCGGUUAUCGCAUCUGGUGCUACGAAUCACUCGGCAGAGAGCGUUUCGAUUACUCAACCACAUGCCGGUGUGCAGAAAGAAAACUACCGCCAAGUACUCGACCGGGCAGGGGUAAGCCCUCUGGACGUCAAUUUUGUCGAACUGCACGGCACAGGAACCCAGGUUGGGGACGCGGUCGAGUCAGAGUCAGUGCUCAACUUCUUCGCGCCAUUAGGCCGACGACAGCGUUCCAAACAGCGCCUGCACUUGGGUGCCGUCAAGUCUAAUAUUGGACAUGGAGAAGCUGCUGCAGGGAUCGCAUCCUUGAUCAAGGUGCUGUUAAUGUACCGCCACGGCACGAUUCCGCGUCACGUCGGCAUAAAGACGACCAUGAAUCCUGUCGUGGCCCAGCAUCUGGCCAAUCGUAAUGCUGGUGUCCUCUCCGAAAACAGCCCUUGGCUUCCAAUGUCUAAUGGCUUGAAGCGCUACUCCAUUGUAAACAGCUUUGGUGCUCACGGCGGCAACACGACGCUACUGCUCGAAGAUGCGCCAUUGCCACGCAUCAAAGAAGACGAUGAUACCUCGCGUCCGAGGACGGCAACCUGUCAAGUGGUAUGCAUCUCAGCCAAAAGCAAAGCCUCGCUCCGGGGCAAUGUCGGUGCUUUGCUCCGCUAUCUGGAUUCCCACCAAGCGACGGAACUCAGCGACGUCGCUUACACGACGUGUGCUCGUCGAAUACACCAUCACAUCCGCAUUGCUGCUUCUGUUUCCAGCACUGAGCAGCUUCGGCACUUCCUGCAGGCUGCUGUUGACGAUGUCGAUGUCCAUGCGAGACAUGUUUCCACAGCUACGCAGAGGGCUGUCGUGUUUGCUUUCUCAGGCCAAGGCUGUUUUUACCAAGGUGCCGCAGCGCAGUUGUUCGAACAAGCACCUUUCUUCCGCAACCGGGUCCUCGAGCUCGAUCGCGUCGUUCGCCAACUGGGGCUCCCCUCAGUGCUUGCUGCUAUAGUUGGCGAUGCAGCAAAUGUUGAUGUUGUAAGCCCUUCGCCCAAGGGCUCGAGCACUGACGGCGACACAAGCUUUGAGGCUGUAGUCUCAAUAGAUAGCGCCAGCUCAGACUCUUCUGACGCCCCAGGCAAGAGCCCGAUCGUCACUCAACUCGCCCUGGUUGCCCUUCAAAUCGCUUUGACACAGUAUUGGAGACUGCUUGGCAUUACACCCAGCGUCGUUAUCGGACAUAGCCUAGGAGAAUAUGCCGCAUUGGUUGCAGCUGACGUCUUGUCCGUGGCAGAUGCCUUAUUCCUGGUAGGCGAGCGAGCCAAACUCAUGAUGGCCACCUGCGAGCCUGGGAGUCAUGUCAUGAUGUCUGUUCGUGGUGCCUCGGACGAGGCUAUCGCCGAAUUGUGCCGAACGGCUGGAGAGGAGUACAAUUAUGAGGUCUCGUGUCUCAACGGGCGUGCCGAUACCGUCGUCAGCGGCCUUCGAGCAGAUAUAGUCUCUCUACGUGACAUGCUGCAGGGUGCUGGACUCAAGUGCAUCCUACUCGAGGUGCCCUUCGCUUUCCACUCUGCACAAUUGGAGCCUAUCCUCGGGGACUUUGAAAAUGUUGCUCGGCGUGUCAUAUUCAAGGCCCCCGCGAUCCCAGUCGUCUCCCCGCUCCUCGGGAAGUGCGUUUCCAAGAAUCAGAUCAUCAACGAGACGUAUCUGCAGCGCGCCACGCGCGAGCCUGUAGAUUUUGUCACCGCGCUAGACAGCGCCGUGGCAGAAGGCGUAGUAGAUGAAAAGGCUGCUUGGAUCGACAUAGGUCCCCAUCCCGUUUGCACUUCUUUCGCGCGUAAUCACUUUGAAAGAGGAGCGACGCAGACUUUUGCGUCAAUGCGGAAAGAUGACGAUCACUUGUCUACCUUGACCACAAGUCUAGCGGCAUUGCACUGUCUGGGCCUGCCUGUUCAGUGGAAUGAAUACUUCUCUCCGCAGGAGAAAUCUCAUCGCCUGCUUCACCUCGACCCAUACCAUUGGAACCAGAAGAACUACUGGAUUCCGUACGAGGGAACGUGGACGCUGGACAAGGCCCAUCCUGGACGCAAGACCAACGACAGCAGUACAGCAACUCCGCCUUUCUUCACCUCGUCUGUCCAACAAAUCAUUUUUGAGGAAUUCGGCGAGUCUGUGGGACGGAUGACAGCCAUCUCCAACUUGGCCCACCCCGAUCUGCUUGGAGCAGCGGACGGACAUAGAAUUAAUGGGAGGAGUGUAGUGACUGGAAGUGUCUGGGCAGAUAUCACCCUCACUGUUGGUGAGUACUUGUAUAAACGCAUGGUACCCAACGCUGGCAGGUUGUACAUGGACGUCAGGAACAUGGAGGUGGUCGAGGCACAGGUGGUGCACGAUGAGGAAUCCCGCGCAUCAUUGCCGGCGCAAUUCAUCCAAGUCGAAGGAGCCUUGGACAUGUCAUACAGGAAAGCUCGAGUAAGCAUAUACGCAGCAAACGCAGAUGGGACUCGCAAGGCCGAAAGAGCAUUUGCCACAGCCGUGGUUUGCUACGAGGACGCGCAGAUGUGGCAAGCUGAGUGGCAGAUUGCUUCACAUCUUGUCUCUGCGCGUGCCGAUUUGCUGUGGAAAGCGGCAGCGGGAGGGCAUGGUGGCAGCAUCGACAACAGCAGGGUGAGCAUCCUUUCGCAAAGUGCCGUGUACCAGCUCUUCGCAAACGUGGUGGAAUACGGAGCCCGGUACCGCGGGAUGCAGCGCUUAGCACUGGAUGAAGACGCGCAGGAAGCAACCGCUGACAUAUUGCUGAACGCCGAUCGUCACGGCACUUGGCAUACGCCUCCUCACUGGAUCGACAGCGCCUUCCAGCUGGCCGGUAUCGUCAUGAAUGCCUUCGGAGUGCAAGGCGACAAGGAAACAACAGGGUCGUCUCGCGACUUCUUCUAUAUCACGCCCGGGUGGCGUCACUUACGGCUGGCGGGGCCGCUUGAGCCGGACAUCAGCUACCGUAACUACGUCCGCAUGUUUCCUGUCGAAGGGGAACCUGGCGCGUUCGCAGGCGACAUAUAUGUGCUCCACGGCGAAAAGGUUGUGGGCGUGUGUGCGGGUAUCAAGUUCAAGCGGGUUCCGCGCGCCUUGAUGCCCGUCAUGUUUCCUCGCCGUCAGGCACACGGCACGAACCGCAACGUCAGCAAGUCUGACAACUCCAAGCCGCCUAACUAUGCCACAGUCCCGUCGCGACGCCAAGAUGAGAUUACUGUAGUGCAAUCGGUAGAGCCCGCUGCAUCGCCGCCAGCAGUCGCCCAGAAAGAGCACACAGAGGGUGCAAAUAAACAAAAUCAAAAUCCUCGCGUGGCCGCCUGCCUCCAGCUCAUUGCAGAUGAAACAGGGCUGGAUUUGGAAGACGUGUCCAGAGGUGAGGCUGCCUUUGCCGAAAUGGGCGUGGAUUCAUUGAUGUCGCUCGUGCUGUCUGAGAAGAUCCAUUCAGAGCUGGGUAUUGAUGUCAAGGCGUCCAUUUUCAUUGAAUGUGCAACUAUCCAGGAGUUGAUCGAUUGGUUGAGCAACUAAAGUCGUUGGGCGCACGGGAGUUGGAUCCUAUGCCCCUUCUUGGUAUAUGAUCUUCAAUGACGUGACUGGGGUGAGUUCGUUGUCGGUUUGCCACUCUUUUGUGGAUAUUAGGAUCGCUCUGGUUACACCAACUACUGAUUCACUCUUUUCUUCUUUUCUUCUUUAGAGUUAGCUACAAUAUAACGUGAAUGUACACCGAGCUGGCCACCCUUACAUAACCUCGCAUAGAAAUUUUACGAUAGUAAAACCACAACGCGGU
Molecule: messenger RNA, 4813 nt
Organism: Pseudomassariella vexata
Lineage: Eukaryota; Fungi; Ascomycota; Sordariomycetes; Amphisphaeriales; Pseudomassariaceae
Exons: 5
Coding region: 37-4554 (1505 amino acids)
Biological process (GO): secondary metabolite biosynthetic process; fatty acid biosynthetic process
Molecular function (GO): phosphopantetheine binding; 3-oxoacyl-[acyl-carrier-protein] synthase activity; fatty acid synthase activity
Source: RefSeq, a predicted model, not a curated record